AUGGCCGAACAUGUAGACAGCAACCAACUUAAUGAUGAUGUUCGUUAUCGGUUCGAAUAUUUAUCGAAAUUUUUAAGCUUUACAUCCGAUGAUAUAACUAUGCUUAAUGAUUUUGCAUUAAUACUCUCUCCCCGUAUUCCCGUUAUUACAGAUACUGUUUAUAGAAAAUUAUUUUCGUUCGAUAUAACAAAACAUUAUUUUAUUAUGCGUAAUCAUGAUUUUGACCAUUCGUCGACAAGUCAUGAAAAAAAUUUAACAUUAGAAUCUGCACAAAUGACAUUUCGUAAGGAUAUGUUAAGUAAGUAUUUAAAACGUAUAUUUACAGAAAAAGAAUGGAAUGAUACAUUUCUUCAAUAUCUUUUUCAAAUUGGACGCAUACACACAAAUCAAGCUGGUUUAACGUCAAUUAAUGUUGAUUAUAUCCAUAUAAAUGCUUUACUUGGUUAUUUAGAAAGUUCAUUAAUAGAGAUUAUACUGAAUGCAGAAAAUCUCGAUGAAAUAACCAAGCGUGCUAUGAUACUUGCAAUUAACAAAUUGUUUUGGAUUCAAAAUGACUUUUUCUCAAUGAAUUUUCUAGCAGAAUCGAAAAAUAAUUCAUCAGCACGAGAUAAAAAUAUAAAAACUCCGCCAUCGUGUUGUUUAUUGAGUUGA
Messenger RNA from Rotaria socialis, 651 nucleotides. The record is from the annotation of a GenBank genome assembly. NCBI's taxonomy places the organism in Eukaryota, Metazoa, Rotifera, Eurotatoria, Philodinida, Philodinidae.